AUGUCAAACAACGAACAAACAAUUCAAUUUCCUGUUGCCCUUAAACCAUUACUAACCGAUUUUGUUGUUAAUGUAUUACGGGAACGAAUUCCAUCAGAUCAAUUAUCUUCAUAUGCUGUUCAAUAUUUUUCUGAAAGACAAAAUCUUAAAUCAUAUAUACCAACAAAUGAUGAUCAGGAAGAACAAACAGGUAUAUUUUUAACUAAUCAAAUAAGUGGUAUGUCUCAAAAAAGUGAUGAUAGUACAAACAAUGAAAAACAACGACGAAAAUCUGUUUGGGGUGGUUCACCGGAUCCAGAUCGUGAUUUAACAAAUAAAGUUGUUAUGAAAAGUCCUGAUGUAUUUGAAAAAUUAUGUAAAAUGGUACAAGAUACGGUUAUAUAUGUUGGUGAUGAUCCAUCACUUGUUAAACAAUUCGUAAAAUAUUUAACACCAAAAAAUGUUAUUCAAAAUGAAGAAAUUAUUCGACAAGGAGAUGAAGGAGAUUAUUUCUAUUGUAUUGAAUCUGGUAAAUAUGAUGUACUUGUUAAUGGAAAAAAAGUAUCCGAACUUGAUAAUAAAGGAUGUUUUGGUGAAAUUGCAUUACUUUACAGUCAACCACGCACAGCUACUGUAACAGCUAGAACCGAUGGAAAACUUUGGUUAAUUGAUCGAGAUACAUUUUCAACAUUAACUGUAUCAUUUGCUAUAAAACAACGUGAAAAAUAUUUAAAAUUUCUUCAUACAGUUAAUUUUAUUCAAAUAUUUUAUUCACGUGGUUGGUUAAAUGAAAAUCGUUUAGAAGAUUUAGCUGAUGCACUUCGACCACGUUAUUAUUUAACAAAUCAAAUUAUAAUUGAACAAGGUGAUAUCGAUGCAUAUGAAAUGUUUUUUAUUGAAAAUGGUUCAGUUAAAGUAACACGAAAAGAAAAAGACGGAACAAUACGUGAAUUGAAAAUACUUGGAACAGGAAAAUGUUUUGGUGAAUUAGCAUUACUUGAAAAUAAACCACGUUAUGCAACAGUUACUGCACUUGAAAAAUGUCGUUUAGCAACAUUAGAUGCUACAUCAUUUGAAAAUUUACUUGGAAUUGAAUUAAAAACUAAACUAAAAGAAUUUAUUGAUAAAGAAUAUGCUACAGGAACAUUAGAUGAUAAUACAUCUCAAAUAAAAAAAUAA
Molecule: messenger RNA, 1158 nt
Organism: Adineta steineri
Lineage: Eukaryota; Metazoa; Rotifera; Eurotatoria; Adinetida; Adinetidae
Source: the annotation of a GenBank genome assembly